GCCGUGCGGAAGCGCUCCAGGAGUUUCGUCCGUGUUCCUCUUCGUUCCAGCAGGUUUUUCUUUUGGUGUUUUCCUCUCCGAGCCGCCGGCCUGUCCCCGGUGGAUCAGCAGCAGCCGGAUGUCGGAGGGAAGCGGCGCUCCGGCGGCUCGGGUCGUCCUGCAGCAGUGCCUCCGGGCCCGGCUGCAGGUUCGACCCCCGGGCCCGGAGGAAGAGGAGGGGCAGUUUGUCCAGAUCGACAGAGGAAUGGUGAUCUACGUCUGUUUCUUCAAAGGAGCCACAGAGGACAUCCUGCCAAAGAUGGUGUCAUCCCUGCUGAGCGUGCGGCUGUGUGAGGCCGACUCGGGGAAGCUGCAGUCCGUGACGGAGCUGCCGGGCAGCGUGCUGAUCGUCCCUCAGGCCACGCUGGGCGGGAAGGUCAAAGGUCGCUCUAUGCAGUACCACAACAACAUCGGGAAGGAGGACGGGCUGCGGCUGUACUCCGCCUUCGUGUCUCUGUGCGAGGAGCAGCUGGCGACGGCCGGGGCGGCGGUGACGGUGAAACACGGCACGUACGGGAACCGGCAGGUUCUGAAACUCGACACCAAUGGACCGUACACACACCUGAUGGAGUUCUGAUUUCCUGUGAUUCAUCCGUCUUUGGUACAAACAAGAACACACACAUCAAUAAGUUCCAUCAUCACCAUGAAAUGUUGACCAGACUACUAAAAACACAUUUUCUGCAAGUCUAAUUCCAGAAAAUGUCAGUUUUCAUGCAAAAUGUUAAUGAAACUUAAAUUCCAUGAUCUCCAAAGCCUUGAAUCCAGUGGAUUCUAACAUUUCCAGCUCUGUAGCAUCUCUUUUUUGCCUCUAAAAAGGCUGUGGACCCUCUCUGACAAUGUCCACUCUUACUGUACCUUCAAAAUAAAGCAUUAGGCAGUUUCCAGGUCUGUUCAGGGUUCUACAAACGAACAUAUUCUGAUUUUUUGUUCCAAUUCAUCCACUCAGUUGUUCUACAUUUUUAGGUGUUCCUUCUUUUCUUUCAUUCGCAGGCGGUUUAUUUGGCCUCCUUUCCCACUCAUAAACAGUUGUUGUUCCUCAC
Messenger RNA from Salarias fasciatus (jewelled blenny), 1079 nucleotides. RefSeq names its product D-aminoacyl-tRNA deacylase 2 (gene dtd2). NCBI's taxonomy places the organism in Eukaryota, Metazoa, Chordata, Actinopteri, Blenniiformes, Blenniidae. The record is from RefSeq and is a predicted model, not a curated record. The transcript has 3 exons. Gene Ontology annotation, molecular function: D-tyrosyl-tRNA(Tyr) deacylase activity. Bases 119 to 616 code for a protein of 165 amino acids. Gene Ontology annotation, biological process: tRNA metabolic process. Gene Ontology annotation, cellular component: cytoplasm.